AGGACACCCUCGACCAUUCAGACCUAAGACAGUAUGUCUCAACAUCACGUAAGGAUCUAAUGGCCUCUAUCAAGAAUAAAUCCACAUCUGGGAUGUGGAACUAGACAUUUGUCUUCAACAUCUGGAAGGAUUUUCUUUGCUGAAGUAAAGUCCAGUUAGACCAAUACAGCGACUGAGAGCGAUGUCAUCCCAACUGUCUCCAAACAAGGAUCAUUUACGCAACAGAAAGUCCACAUCAGACUCAUCAUCACCCCCGCCUGCCGCCAAGGAGAGCCUCAGGCAUGAACGACUAUCGAGACUUGGGUCGUCUGGUUUGUCGGACGUCUCCAACAACACAACCAAAAACCACGCAGAGUCUUACUUCUCACGCAGGGAGAAUAGACUUUCAGCAAGGAAAAAGGCUGAAGAGGAGCUAGCACGCAACGACUAUAAGAAGAUGUAUGAAAAGGCACUAGCCACCAACCAGAGGCUCAAGUCCAGACUGGAAACCAGUAAACAGGAACUGGCUGUGAUCAAGGAGCAGCUACAGAGAGCUCAGGCAAAGAGUGAACUUGGAUCCAACAUGCUUGAUACAGAAAAAAAGGACAGCUGGAGUCUUAGGAAGAAGAUAUCAGACAUGGAAGAGCAGGUGAAGGUCAAAGCAGAACUUCACACGGAGAACCAAAGACUGAAGGAUGAAAAUGGAGCUCUAAUCCGAGUCAUAACCAAAUUAUCCAAGUGAUUUCAUCCUCUGAAGAGGCGGGAUUGCACGUGAUGUCUCUUACCUGUGUUGCAUCUGCUGCUGAUAAUGAUGAUAAGAACACAGGCGAUCACUCUGGUUCCCUUGAAAGAUCUUCUUCUAAAAGCAUACACAAAGACAAAGCCAGAUUAUUCAUCAUUCCAGACAUAAACUGAACCGACAAAACUGUUUUGGAGCUUUGUGUAAAUUAUCUAUACUUAGCCUGAUGCAGUUACACUAUCACCAUGGAAACAAAGAUGCUUCCAUCACCCUGGGAGUGUGAACCUUACCUUGUGAAGCGUGUUGUCACGAUUUCCUCCAAACAAUGAAACACAUACAAGUGGUGAAUAAUAGUAAUUAGACAUUAAUACCUCAAAAGUAGCAGCCAUAUGUGCAUUAAAUUCCAUGUGUGCACACAUAUGACGAAUACCAACCACAUUAAUGAUCAUUUGUCUUUGUUUUAUUCGUAUUGCGUUAAUUUGUGUUAAAAUUCCAGUAUAUAAAGUAUGUUAGUGUAGAAAAUACACGUUUUUAUUGAUUAAAGAUGUCACAGAUAGUUUACUACUAUCAUUAAAUUAACAAUGCACACAUGUUACCAUUUAUAGUUUUAUUUUAGUGUGUCAUUGUGUUAUGAUUGUUAUAUUUACCGGUAAGUGCAGUUUUAAGCACACUAACAAAAAAAACAGUUAGAACGUUUUCUGUGUUUAUGGUGCCACUCACUGUCAAAUAGUGGAAAAGCACCCUCUGCCGAAAAGAAGGUGACUUUACUUCAUAACACAGCAGCCACUUAAAAACACACAUUAUGUUGUAUUAAACUACUUUGUUAUACAUUAAACUGGUUUUAAUGGUGAUUUACUCGGGAGAUGCAAAUGUUGGUUACAUUUGCAAAUAAAGAAUUAUGUGUCAUUAUUUGUUUUAUUAGCCAACACAAUUCAGUUAAUUGAAUUAACUGAAAUGGGGAUUUCCCUCCCUGUAUGUGGAUAUGCUAUAUAUGGGCCUAAAAUACAUACCGGACAUGGACCACAUGUAAUAAAUCACAUUUAUGCAACAUUCAUCAGAAAGCUGAAAAGCUAAAAACAUUUCAACUAACGCCAUCCAUCCACGCCUGCAUUCAUAAAGUGAAUGAAACUAUUUGUGAUCGCUUCAGUCUUGUGCUACCAUCAGUUAUAAGCAUUCCUUCAAGCGUUCCUUCAUUUUCUAUAGCACUUGUUCUCAUUACGGUCACGGGUGAGCUGGAGCCUAUCCCGGCUGACUGAGAAGCGGGGUACACUCUGAAGUGGUCACGAGUCAGCUACAGGACGCACAUAGACAAACAACUAGUCACAUUCACACUUCCGGGCAAUUUAGAGUCUCCAAUUGGUCUAAUGUGCACGUUUUUGGACCGUGGGAGGAAGCCAGCGUGCCCGGAGAAAACCCACGCACGCAAAGGGAGAACAUGCAAACUCCACACAGAGAUACCCAGCGGAGCUCUGAACCUUUGAUCCCCUGACAAUUCUAAGCAAUAUUUACAAAACAGUACGACCUCUAUUAAAAACAGUCUCUGCACACUUUUUAUUCAGCUGUUUUAUUAUCCAAAAAAGACACAAGAAGACAAACACAGAUACACAACAUAAUAAUAAUGUUUAAAACAUGCUAAUAUUUACAUCAUCUUGUACAUACAUGCUGUAGCCUAUUAACAAAUGAACCCAAUGCAUGGUGGAUUGAUAUUGAUUCUGGCACCAAUAUGGCUGUUGUGAAACAGAGAAAAAGGCUGCGCUUUUUGGCAAUUGCUAUUUUGUGAACCUUAACGAUGAAAUGUAAUGUUUCUAGUUUUUGUUUCGCGCUUUGGCUUUGAUGAUGAGAGCUUUUCCAUGAUGACGAUUAAAUGCUGCAAGGCGUGUAAGGCAUGCUACAUUCAGCAUCUUUGUUUGGCUCAUUGGAUAUGUCUCAUGUUCACCUCCUUAUAAAAAAUGU
Dunckerocampus dactyliophorus (ringed pipefish) is the source of this 2671-nucleotide messenger RNA. RefSeq names its product protein phosphatase 1 regulatory subunit 12B-like. Gene Ontology annotation, molecular function: phosphatase regulator activity; protein kinase binding; enzyme inhibitor activity. The coding region runs from base 182 to 721 and encodes 179 amino acids. Lineage: Eukaryota; Metazoa; Chordata; Actinopteri; Syngnathiformes; Syngnathidae. The transcript has 7 exons. The record is from RefSeq and is a predicted model, not a curated record. Gene Ontology annotation, cellular component: cytoplasm.